AUGAAACGAUCAAAUUAUUCGAAAGAAAAUUUGCUAAAAGCUGUUGAAGAAUAUAAAAAUGGUGCUACAUCGACUGAUGUUUCAUCGAAAUACGGUGUUCCUGGAAGCACAGUGCGUAACCACAAUUACAAUUCACAAAUGAGAUUCGGAGGUGGUCGUCCAACUAUACUUACAAGUCAACAAGAACAAUACCUGGUCGAAUUAUUAAAAAAUCUUGAAUUUAUUGGUCUACGUUUAAUGAAAGUGGUUGUCAUGAAACUAGGAUCAGAAUAUGUGAAGCUUGUUACCGGAAAAUCUGUUGAACUUGGACGAAAAUGGCUUAAAUAUUUUUUAAAUCGGUGGAAGGGUGAACUGAAGGUGAUCAAAGAAAAAAAAAUUGAAGCAUCACGUCGGAACGGAUUUACUGAAGAUAUACGAUGUGGUUGGUUCGAAAAACUCGAACUUAUCCUUCGCACAAAUAAUUUAAUAGAACGACCACAUGCUAUUUAUAAUUGUGAUGAAAGUGGAUUCAGUGAUGAAACCGCUUGUGAAAUGGUUAUUGUUAGUCAUGAAACAAAACAAGCUUAUGAACAAUCUGGUGGUAGUGGAAAAAGUUUUACGACAAGUCUUAUAUGUGGAAAUGCAGCUGGGGAUAUACUACCUCCAUUUAUUAUAUACUCAGCAAAAAACUUGAAUCCCCAAUGGACUUUAGGUGGACCACCCGGUUCUUCAUUUGCUAUAUCUGAUUCUGGAUGGAUAACAAAACGCUUGUUUACUGAUUGGUUUAAAUCGUUCAUUGAACAUACAAAAAAUGUAUCUAAACCAGUGCUUUUAAUUAUGGAUAAUCAUUCUUGUCAUAUCAGUAUUGAAGUUAUUGAACUUGCAAAACAAAAUCAAAUACUUUUAUUGUUAUUACCACCAUGUUGCACUCACGCUUUGCAACCUCUCGAUACUGCCACGUUCAGUUCUGCAAAGCAAUCAUGGAAACGUAUUGUAACAACAUAUUUCUUACGUAGUGGUCGAAAAACGAUUCGGAAAAUCGAUCUACCUGCUUUAUUUAAAGAACUUUAUUCAUCCGCUUUUACACCGAAACAAGUUCUUGCUGGUUUUUCACGUGCAGGUGUAUGGCCAUUUGAUUCAAAUUCAAUGAAGGAGAAAGUAGCAAGACAACCGUUGGCAACAAAACAACUGAAUCAAUGUCCACAAACCACAAGUGACACUCCUAUUGCAGCACCAUCUAUUCAACCAUCAUCAUUUAAUAUGCACGAUCAAAAUAAAUCAACAACAUCAUUAGGUUUUAAUAAUAAUAGUGAAAAUGAAUUAAAUUAUGUUUUAAAUGAAAAUAUUUCGAUUUCAACACGUGCAGCAACACCAAAAAAGAAUCCAUUAAUUACAACAAAUCUUAAUGUAUUUCAUUCACUCGAUCAAACAAUUAACACCAAUCGAUUACAAAGAACAAACCAAAAUUCUAAUACAUGUUCGUCGUUUGAAAAUCCAUAUGAUUCACUAAGAUUUCCAUUAUUCAUUUCGAAUACAAUUUUGGAUUCCAUUUCAUUCAAUACUUUGGAUUUACCAACGGAUGAAUUUAAUAAUACAAUAAUACCUAUUGACACAAACUCCUCGUUCAUGCAAAUACCUCAAUCAAUCAACAGUUUUAAUGGAAUAUCUUUAAAUGAUGUUGAUUGGAUUGAAGAAGAUGAUGGCCAACAAAUUCUUGGAUUUGAUCCAAGUACUUUGCCAACGACAGAUGGUCGAAAUUCUGGCGAUUCGAAUGGAUACCAAGUACAACAAACGUCGAUAUUUAAUUUCGAAAAAGAUAAUGAAGAAAAACGAAUAUAUACCGAGUUAACAAACGUUGACACAUCAAGUUUUGUUCCUUCAUUGCAUAGGGUACAAUCUGCUCAGCUUGAUCUUAACCAACAAAUAGCUGAUCCAGUAACAUCGAUUCAAUUAAGUCCAUCAAGUGCUGUACGUUCAAUAGUUACUGAUUUACUGCAACAACAUGUUUCUCCUCCAACAUUACCAUCGAAAACAAAUAAACGUACUAGAAAAGAAGGACAAUAUGGAGAAGAGAUCACUUCGAGCAAUAGAUUGAACGAAUUAAAAGAAAAAGUAUCCUUAUCAAGUACAAAAAAACAAAUAACAACAACAACAACAACAAAAAGACGUAGAUUGUCAAAGCAAACAAGUGAAGCUAUUACUUUAUCUCAAACAACACGUGCCUUAUCUACUCUUCAAACGUUAUCUUCAAGCAAUACAACUCGUGAUCAAAAUGCUAUUGGUUCAACAGCUCAAUAG
Rotaria sp. Silwood2 is the source of this 2277-nucleotide messenger RNA. Lineage: Eukaryota; Metazoa; Rotifera; Eurotatoria; Philodinida; Philodinidae. The record is from the annotation of a GenBank genome assembly.